CUCCGUAAUUUAAUCCAACGAAGGACCCCACUUUGGUCAUUUCAAUGCGCGGCGCCCAGAGUUCACACCUAACCCGUCAUAACAAAACAGCAUAACCCCGUCGUUUUCAUGACUUGAAUUUCCCGAAAUACCCUCAUCAUUUCCACUCCAGCUUGUCCUCGUUCCCCUCACUAGUUUGUCGUCUUCUCCAUUUCCAUCGCUUUAAGCGCUUUCCCUUUCAACAUCGGCAUGGAUCGCAACUAAAUAUUCUAUUCCAAUUCUCAAACGAGUUGCUACCGAUUCCACUCACCCAACCAUGAGUCGAUUCAGGCGAUUUGAGCUCAUCGAAGAACCUUUCUGCUACUCUUCUUCACCACUCUCCUUAACUGAAACCCUAACUUUCCCUUCCUUCAUUGUUGAAGAUUCACUCGCCCUCGACCUCGACCACUUCCUGCUUCCGAGCCCCUUCGACGCCGUCACAGAUCUGGUACGCAUCAAUCGCGCGCCGUCGCUUGCGUACCGACGAGUUCAGCGAGUCGAGAGGCAGCUCGGUACCGAGUUGUGCUUGCAGAGCCUGUGCGAUCGGGUCGCGGAGUUAGAGUCGCGUUUCGACAGGCUCCUCGCCGGGAAGAGUGGCGGCGAUCGGAAGUACACGUGGACGGCUGAGAUCAAGGGAGCGGAGAAGAAUGGGUUUGACAGGAAGUACAAAUGGGAGGCGGAGAUCGCUGAGGAAGAGAAGAAGAAGAAGUUGAAGGGUGUGGCGAAGAACAUUAAAUGGACGGCUGAGAUCAAGGGAAGAGGAGAGGACAGUGGGAGCGCGAGGAAGUACACUUUUCAGGUGGAAAGUGGCGAUGCUGAGAAGAAUAAGAAGGAAAAGGAGAAGGAGAAGGAGAAGGAGAAGGUGAAGGAGAAUGUGAAGGAUAAGAAGAAAGGAAAUGGAUUGCGCAUUGUGGAGAUUCAAGAACCCAGUGGUCAUAGAGACGUCGUUUUAAGACAGGCAUUUGCAAAGAGGUUUGGAGCUAUUCAAAAUGAAAGAGGCAAGAAGAAGGAAUUAUCUCCUCAAGAUGCUGCAUUGUUGAUCCAGAUCAGCUUUAAAGCUUAUUUGAUCCGUAGGUCAAAGUCUCUUCGUGCCCUCAGAGAACUGGCUGUCGCAAAAGCUAAGUUGAAGGAAAUCAGAGCUCAGUUCAAUAAUUUUUCCUACCGACGUCAUAUAGCUCGUGAUGCAGAGGAACACCAGAGGUUUUCUGAGAAAAUCAUUGUAGUGCUCCUCACUGUUGAUGCCAUUGAGGGAGCUGAUCGGAUGAUAAGAUCUGCGAAGAGGUCAAUGGUGGAUGAGCUGGAAGCAAUGCUUGAUGUGGUUGAUCCCCAGCCUACUGUAAGAUCACUCUCCAUCAAAAGAAGGACAUUUGACAUGCCUGAUGGAGUCAUCCGGAAGGAAAUUGAAGAUGGCGUUGCACAGGUUGUGCAAAUGCUUGAUGAAGCAGAGAAUAGCAACAGCACCUUUGAAGCAUGCCUGUGAGAUCAAGGAAGCAAUGUUUAUCUGCUUAUUUCAUGCUUUCGCUCUGCUCUUGUAAUUUGUUGCUAGACGUAAUUUAGUCUUAAGAUUCGAAGACUUCUAAAUUAGGCUUUCAUCUAAGAUUGGCUUUUGUUCGAGCUGUGUUAUUUAUCUAUGACUAAGGGAACCUUGUUGAUUUGC
Messenger RNA from Gastrolobium bilobum, 1675 nucleotides. Its product is annotated as BAG family molecular chaperone regulator 7. The transcript is spliced from 3 exons. Gene Ontology annotation, cellular component: plasmodesma. The record is from RefSeq and is a predicted model, not a curated record. NCBI's taxonomy places the organism in Eukaryota, Viridiplantae, Streptophyta, Magnoliopsida, Fabales, Fabaceae. Gene Ontology annotation, biological process: protein folding. Gene Ontology annotation, molecular function: protein-folding chaperone binding. The coding region runs from base 296 to 1498 and encodes 400 amino acids.